AUGAAAUCCGAGGCAAGCGCUGAUGUAUCUCAGCCUCAGACAGAAGGAUCUGACAGGGACAGUUCUCUCGAGGAGCUGCUCCGUGCGGCUUAUAUUAACAAUAAGGAUCAAUAUGCAAGCCAGGAAGCCUUAACAUUGAGAAUGUGGGUGAUUGGUGUUGCCUUUUCCAUCAUUGGUUGUGGUCUGAAUACGCUCUUCACCCUGCGGAGUCCUUCAAUAAGUAUUGCACAGUCGACUGCGCAAUUGCUUGCAUAUCCAGCAGGUCGACUCUGGGAUACUCUAGUGCCACAACGCACGUUUCAUAUUGGGAGAUGGGCACUGUGCUUGAAACCACACCCGUUCAAUAAGAAGGAACAUAUCCUCAUUGUUAUAAUGGCCAAUAUCAGCUUUUACACGGACGACUCGGGGUAUCGAAGUCUCUUUUACCUUUUGAUCGUCGUGGCAUGUCUACCAGUGAUUGUAUAUGUUCUCAAGAGACAGUACCCGACGUCAUUCGGGAAGGAUGUCAGUGUCCCCCUGCUGCUGGGAGGGUUGUCUUACAUACCCCCUGCCACCGGGAUGAAUUACGGUAGCUGGGCCACCGUCGGUCUUCUAUUUGGGGUUUUGAUUCGGAGGUGGCACAAAGCAUGGUGGCGCAGCUAUAACUUUGUCCUUAGUAGCGCUUUAGACUCGUCCGUCGCAUUUGCAGGAAUGAUCAUCUUUUUCACGGUGUACUAUACUGGAGCUGCAGAUCGCCUGCAGUGGUGGGGAACCGAGGUUCACAAGGUAAGUUCUGGCUUCCAGCCUCCAUUUUCCACUGGCCCUUCGAGUGAGCACUGA
Messenger RNA from Aspergillus caelatus, 819 nucleotides. Its product is annotated as OPT oligopeptide transporter protein-domain-containing protein. Gene Ontology annotation, biological process: transmembrane transport. The transcript has 3 exons. Bases 1 to 819 code for a protein of 272 amino acids. Lineage: Eukaryota; Fungi; Ascomycota; Eurotiomycetes; Eurotiales; Aspergillaceae. Gene Ontology annotation, molecular function: oligopeptide transmembrane transporter activity. The record is from RefSeq and is a predicted model, not a curated record.